Messenger RNA from Haemonchus placei, 237 nucleotides. The record is from the annotation of a GenBank genome assembly. Lineage: Eukaryota; Metazoa; Nematoda; Chromadorea; Rhabditida; Trichostrongylidae.
AUGAAUUUUCUCGCAACCAUUGCUCUUCUUGUGGUAUGCAUAGCUUCAAUAGUUAGUGCGACAGCCAUCCGAGAGAAACGACAAUUCCCUUACAGUCCAUAUGGAUUCAAUCGAGGAUAUGGUGGAUAUGGAUUCAAUCGAGGAUAUGGCCCUUACGGAGGCAAUCCCUAUAACCCUUAUGGUGGAUUCCGACGAGGACCCACCGUCAUUGAAAAGACUGUAAUCUACCGAGGAUGA